This is a messenger RNA of Silurus meridionalis, 2066 nucleotides long. It is a transcript of the gene eefsec, whose product is annotated as eukaryotic elongation factor, selenocysteine-tRNA-specific. The record is from RefSeq and is a predicted model, not a curated record. Gene Ontology annotation, biological process: selenocysteine incorporation. Gene Ontology annotation, molecular function: GTP binding; GTPase activity; translation elongation factor activity. NCBI's taxonomy places the organism in Eukaryota, Metazoa, Chordata, Actinopteri, Siluriformes, Siluridae. The transcript is spliced from 8 exons. The coding region runs from base 80 to 1900 and encodes 606 amino acids.
CUAAUAUCGGUGUCUAUCACCGGUGUCUAUCACAAAGAAAGCUAUAUUGACAGAUUAAAACGAUUUUUUAAACGUAUCUAUGUACAUUAUUUAUUCAUUAAUUGGAGUUAGGCACAACAACUACCAUAACAUUUUCAACUCGCAGAUCUUUUUGGAUAUGUCAGAUCCUGAACCGACGCCUGUGGACGGUCUCCCCCAAAUUCUGAACUUUAAUGUGGGCGUGCUGGGGCAUGUGGACAGCGGAAAGACGUCCCUGGCUCGAGCUCUGAGCAGCACCGCGUCCACGGCGGCCUUCGACAAGAACCCGCAGUCCAAAGAGCGCGGCAUUACACUGGACCUGGGAUUCAGCGCCUUCACGGUUCCCCUGCCGGAGCACAUGAAGCAGAGCUGUGGGGGAAAAGACAGAUUGCAGUUCACACUGGUGGACUGUCCAGGACAUGCCUCUCUCAUUCGCACAAUCAUUGGCGGGGCUCAGAUCAUUGACCUGAUGAUGUUAGUGGUCGAUGUUGUGAAAGGUAUGCAGACGCAAACAGCAGAGUGUCUCCUGAUCGGUCAGCUCACCUGCUCACACAUGAUCGUCAUCCUUAAUAAAACAGACCUGUUGCCCAGUGAUAAGAGACAGAGUGCCAUUGAGAAGAUGACCAAGCGGAUGCACAAGACUUUGGAAAACACUAGAUUUAAAGGUUGCCCAGUCAUUGCAGUAGCAGCAAAGCCAGGUGGGCCUGAGGCUCCAGACACAGCUGAAGCACAGGGAAUCUCUGAGCUCAUUGAGCUGCUGAAAUCCCAGGCAUUUCUACCUAAAAGAGACCCAUCCGGGUCUCUGCUGAUGGCAGUGGAUCACUGUUUCUCCAUCCGUGGUCAGGGAACAGUCAUUACAGGGACCAUCCUGCAGGGGGCACUGCGUGUCAAUGAUACACUAGAGAUACCUGCACUCAAGGUGACUCGCAAGGUGAAGUCGAUCCAGAUGUUCCGUAAGCCAGUUCCUAGUGCAAUGCAAGGAGAUCGGGUUGGAGUGUGUGUAACACAGUUUGACCCAAAGCUGCUGGAGAGAGGGGUGGUGUGUACACCUGGUUCCCUGCAUACCAUACAUGCUGCCAUUAUUUCUGUACGGAAGAUCGAGUACUACCGUGGUGCACUUAGCAGUCGUGCAAAAUUCCACAUCACCGUUGGACAUGAAACGGUCAUGGCACGUGUGGCAUUCUUCAGCCGUGCCUCUUUAAGUGCCGAAUCAGAUGCAGAGUCUCCUACAGAACAGAGCGCAGAUGCUUUCUCUUUUGACUGGGAGUUUUGUCACCAGGAGGAGUAUUUAACUGGCAAGGAAGGAGCUGAGGGGCGGGAUCCUGCACAGUGGGCGUUAUUAGAGUUUGAACGGCCUGUUACAUGUCCACCACUCUGUUUGGUCAUUGGCUCAAGGCUGGACUCUGAUAUCCACAGUAACACAUGUCGACUUGCGUUUCACGGAAAGCUGUUAAAUGGCUUUGAGGACAAAAACUAUGUGGACACUGCAUUGCCCAGGCUCAAAAUCAGCAAAGACAAGCACAAAGAAGGAGCAGUGGAACGGGUGACCGAUGACUACACUGUGAUAGGUAAAAACCUGUUCAAGAAAGAGACCAACCUUCAGUUGUUUGUGGGGUUAAAGGUCACACUUUCUUCUGGAGAGACUGGGAUUAUUGAAGGCAGCUUUGGGCAGAGUGGCAAAAUCAAAAUCCGAGUUCCAGACGGACUGAAAGAGGAAACGAAGCAACUCCUUUCUUCUUCCUCCAAGAAAAAGGGAAAGGGCAGGGAUAAAAAUGAAACACCCAAAGAGGAUGAUGCUAAAGUGGACUCUCAGCCUAUAACCAUUCAUCUGAAUUUUAAAAGAUAUCUUUUUGACCCUCAUAAAAAGAUGGUGCAGUGCUAAAAUCUUAUACAUACCUCCAGAAACAUUGCAGCUCCAACCAUUCACAUGUGAGAUUGUUUGUCAGUGUCUUAGGCCUUUCCUAUGCUUUGGGGUCUAAUAUAAAUGUAGUGAAUUUUCUUGUAUUGAUUACAGCAGUAAGAGAAAGAGAAUAAACGAGAAAAUACGG